Molecule: messenger RNA, 4489 nt
Organism: Paramormyrops kingsleyae
Lineage: Eukaryota; Metazoa; Chordata; Actinopteri; Osteoglossiformes; Mormyridae
Biological process (GO): negative regulation of BMP signaling pathway; negative regulation of transcription by RNA polymerase II; negative regulation of transforming growth factor beta receptor signaling pathway
Cellular component (GO): transcription regulator complex; cytoplasm; nucleus
Molecular function (GO): SMAD binding; DNA-binding transcription factor activity, RNA polymerase II-specific; RNA polymerase II cis-regulatory region sequence-specific DNA binding
Source: RefSeq, a predicted model, not a curated record
CAUCAUCGUAUGCGUGCGAACGCAGAUCGGAAUAGACGAGGAGAGAAAUCCCCCUACCCCCUACCCUAAGGAUACCCAAAGUAAUCUCAUUAUUCUCUCAGGAUCAUUACGGUGGACGCAGCUGUCUCAGCGGCUGGAUAGCUCGCUCGGGUGCAACCGGCCAUAUGGAUCGCGUUAAUUUCUCUUUUGUUUUUUUGGCAAACUCACUUUAUCAGGGAGUUUAACGGAGCAUUUUUAGAUACGUGUCCAGAUAAACUGUAAUUAUAAUUGCUGUGAUGCCGUGGGUGUUUCAUUCCUCGGCCGCAGAAUGGAGCAGGGACAUCUGCUGUUAAUGAAAUACUGGCACCGCCUGCCUGUUUGGCGAUUUAGGAAUAUUCUGAACCCGGGUCCAUAUACAAGCCGCCCUGUUUAUUUAACCUUGAUGAAAGCAAUUGGCACGGGUCGCACACGGGAUUGUGGUUUUACUUUAUGGCGCUUUUGAAACGAGCCUGUUUGGGUUUUUGAGCCCAGGUUGCGUUUACAGCAUGAGAUACUGCCCCGGAGCUGAUCCUGUGCUUUUCCUUGGUUAGAUAUCACGUAGGAGAUACCCAGUCAGGUCAUGAUGCAGGCUCGGCGUCUCCCCGUCACCCGCUUCCUCCUGUCGCCUUUUUUUUCUCGUGUUGGUUGCGCGGAAGGCGGUGGCGGCGGCAGCGCGGAGAGCGCGCACGAUCCGCCCUCGGAUUUACCGCACCCAGCACGAAUGGCGGCACUGGCGGCUGCGCCAAUCUGCCCACCAAGCGGUUACUUAACAAAGCCGCAAGAUGUGCAGCAUGUUUCUGGGAACGGAUCUGGAGAAGUCGCCUAUAAGGUGCUGAAAAGGAAACUGGCUUUUUACAGACCAGACUCAACUAUGCAUGGAUUCAAGUCUUUCGUUCAGUGAGAGUUCCAAACCCUUCCAGUGACGGCACAAUGGCCAGUGCACAGGUAAGUAUGAGGCCCAGCCACAAGGAGGUGCCGUUGCCCAGGGGCAGCUCCAGGCGCCCGUCUCGGACCCGGGUCACAGAGGUGCCCCUUAAGAAGCGCCUCACAGCAGAGAUCAGCCUAAAACAGCACCGGGGCCCCCCAGGGGGUGCCAAGAUCAAGAGGGAGCAGCUGGAGGAGAAGGAGGAGGCACAGCAGGAAGAGGAGGCGGGCUGGGGCCACGCCCUGGACCUGAGCCCAGGCAUCCGCCACACACUGGCCCAGUUCACGCUGAGCAGUCAGAGCUCGCUGGGGGGGCCGGCGGCCUUCUCAGCACGCGGGGGGCGGGACGAGGUGACAGUGGCGCUGCCCCCCCUGCCGCCACCACCGGCCGGGCCCCUGCUGGCGCCCUGUGACAGUUCGGCAGAGCUGAAGCACACGGUGCUGGAGGGGGAGCCCAUCUCGUGCUUCACGGUGGGCGGUGAGAAGCGGCUUUGUCUGCCGCAGGUGCUGAACUCAGUGCUGCGCGCCUUCUCACUACAGCAGAUCAACGGCAUCUGCGAUGAGCUCUACGUCUACUGCUCACGUUGCCGUGGCAACCAGCUGCACGCACUUAAGGCAUCCGGCGUGCUGCCCCCGGACGCGCCGUCCUGCGGCCUCAUCACGCUGACCGACGCCCAGCGCCUCUGCAACGCUCUGCUGCGCCCCGGUCGGCCUGCGCCUCCCACCACCCCCCCAGUGCCCUUCCCACUCCGAGAGGGUGGGUCCACCUUCCAGGUGGAGCACCGGUGCCUGGGCAAGGGGCGGGGCCUGUUCGCAGGACUGCUUUAUGAGCACCCCGAUGCCUCCUGCAUCCAGUGCGCGCAGUGUGGCCUGCUCUUCUCACCGUGCCGCUUCGUCAUGCACUCGCACCGCCCCCCCGACCGCCGCACCUGCCACUGGGGCUUCGACUCGGCCCGUUGGCCGCGCUACCUGCAGCUGGGCCGCAAAUACCUGGGCACAAUACAGGAGGCGCCAUACAGGAGGCUGCUGCAGGAGAUGAAGGAGAAGUACAGCCAGAGGAACCGCAAGAGGCCCUAUGACACGAAUGACGAUGAUGAAGAGGUGGAUGAAGAGGCCCAGCUGAAGCGCAGCCAUACGCUGUAUGAUGGUGAUGCAGACCAAAAGUCCGCAGGCCGCCCGGAUGUCAAGGAGGAGCCGUGCCUCACCACUGUCACACCACCCAGCUACUUCCUGUACAGGUGCGAGGAUGGGCAGACAGCGCUGGGCAAGGCAGGGGCCCCAGACGGCAUGGGGGUACUGAGCGCUCUGCUGAAACAGCACUACAGCCUGCAGGGGGCGCCAGCACCGGCUGUGGCAGAUGGUGAAGCUGCAUACCAGCACGCUGACUGGCGCCAGCUCCAGCCCGUCGCCAUGGAGAUGUGGCGCAGCAAGAGCACCCAUGCGGUGCCUGCCGUCGAGGACAGGGAGCGCGUGGCCCUGGAGAUGGUGCAGCUGUACAGCAGGCAGCAGGAAGUGCUCAGGAGGACCUUGCAGAAGCACAAGCAGCUGGAGAUGGAAUUAGAGGGGUUACGCAGGCAUGGAGCUGGGGACCAGCAGAAGCCACUGAAGAUGGACCGUGCUGAGCACACUCAGGCAGAGAAGGCAGAUUGCACCGAACAUGCUCAGACCGAGCGGGAGGCGGACCUCACCGAGUGCGCUCAGACAGAGAACGUGCCGGACUGCACUGAGCGUGCUCAGACAGUGAAAGCAGCAGACCGCACUGAGCAUGCUCAGAUGGAGCAGGAGGCGGAUUGCACUGUGUGCGCUCAGAUGGAGCAGGAGGCGGACUGCACUGAGCGCGCUCAGACGGAGCAAGAGGCAGAUUGUACCCUGAAGAGUGGAGAGCAGAAAUCAGAGUUGCGAAGGCAGCGGGCCUGUCAAUGCCUCCACAGCAGGGAGUCACUGCCAGAGGCCCACUAUGCAGCACAGCUGUCAGAGCUGCGACGGAGGCUUGACCGGGCGGAAGAGGACCGAGAGGAGCUGCAGGAGGCAUUGCGGCAGGAGAGGGAGGCCCGUGAGCGACUGGAACGUGUCAUUGCACAGCUCCGCCAGCAGCUGUCCGAGCCCCACCCUGUCACUGGGCCGACAGAUCCUGCCGGCAGCCCCGCCCCCAGCUAGAGCCCGGCACCAGUGCAGAACACCCACCCCGGAGUGCCGCGAUUCUGUGCUGUUUUUGUGUUUCCAUGGAGCCUCUCCUACAGACUGCACAGUAUUUUCUAGAAAAACAUUUUUUUGUGGUUUACACCGUCAUUGUUUCCUGAAGGGUCACAUUUUUCAAAGGGGAAAAAAAAAACACAAGGGAAUGUUUUGUUUCCUGUCCGCAGUGGUACUUAUGUUUAUUUUGGGAGGGCAGAGACACCACACUUGCAAUGGACAGAUGUGCAAACCGACCAAUGCUGUUAGCAUCUCCCCCUUCUCCCGGAGACCCGCUUAGGCCACGGUCUCGGGUUUACCGACAGAUUUUAAGCAGAUUUAACAGGUAAAUGAAAUGUCGGGAGGUGCUUUAGUCAGACAUUAAGAAUGAUGUAACGCCGGGCUUUUUGCAAUGUGAGCUUUAAAAGGUGAGAUGUACAAGGAGAUACGUUUAUCGACUGUGCUGCUGGAAGGGGACCAUGUUCAGGACCUGGUGGGGGGGGGGGGCUGUUUGGGUGUGGCCUGCCUUAUAGGGCUGAGCUUCUGCUCUGUUUGCUGUUGGUUAGCUGCCUUGCACAGGUGACAGCCCCGGCUGCGUCUGCACGCGGGUGUCUGCCUGUGACCGACUGGUGGGUUCAGGACCCAGAAAGGCUGGGUGGAGCCACAAUGAGGCACGAUGCACCUGUUGCUGUCAGUCAUUAACAAUUAUUGAUUUAAUUAUUGAGCUAUCACUCACCCCCCAGGACUGUCACCGACUUCCCUUUAUUUUUUUAAUUUAGCCAGUAGUGAGAGGGGGGUACUUUCUGUUCCUGUUAUUAUUAUUAUUAUUAUUAUUAUUAUUCUUUCAGGUUCUGAUUUGACCCCGUUACUGCUGUAAUAUGUGUGCUUAUUGUCUUUUUACAGUUUAUCCAAACACUAAAAGAGUGAUUACUUUUUACUUUAAAUUCUCUAAGAAAAAUCAAUAUAUUGAUGCCAUAAUGCGAUUCCAUAUAAAGUAAAUGCCUCCUUGAUAUAUUUAAUAUAUAAAGUGAUGAAGAUUUAUAUUGACUUUGUAUAUAGGCAGCGGUCUAAUGUUAUCAGCUACCAUCCUUGGUGAAGGUGGUGGGGGCAUCAGCGCAUCACCAGGGGGCAGUGUGGUGCUUUCAGUUUCGAACCUGCAGCCGUCUGAAGUGGUUUUGCGUGUCAGGCGUGUCUGCUGUCUGAAGAUCGUCUGCCCCGAUUGCAGUGGAAAACUCGAUCCACUAGGGGGGCCGCUUCCCUUUCAUGUGGGCCUUUCCUUUCUACGCAGAGCACCACCUGGAUGUUUGCCGUUUCGGUGUAUUACCGGUGUCAGUUAAUAAAAGAUGAACUCUUAAUAAAAUAUUGUUUUUCUAUA